Molecule: messenger RNA, 2650 nt
Organism: Ruditapes philippinarum (Manila clam)
Lineage: Eukaryota; Metazoa; Mollusca; Bivalvia; Venerida; Veneridae
Product: monocarboxylate transporter 9-like
Exons: 5
Coding region: 1332-1892 (186 amino acids)
Biological process (GO): transmembrane transport; monocarboxylic acid transport
Molecular function (GO): monocarboxylic acid transmembrane transporter activity
Source: RefSeq, a predicted model, not a curated record
UCAGUUUAUAUCUUAAAUAACUUCUCAAUGUCAGAAGUUUUGAAGCUGAGACCUUAAACCGAGUGUGCCAUUAUCAUUGCUGUAAGGAAUAGGCAUAUUAAAAAAUUCAAAAUAGCAUACAAACCCAGUUACCUGAAAAAAAACACGUUCGGGUGUUGUAAAUAUUCAUGACUCGGUAGCCAUUUUGUCAAGUUUGCAACCAAUUUUCUCGCUUGAACCAAUCGUUCAUCCACUUCACGUCCCGUAUGAUAAUGUAUGUCCUAUCCAUGCAUUGCACGCAUCAAAUUCAUACCCUCGCUAAUAAAAGCUUUACCACCACUUACAUUGCUUUGAUUUGUUUUGAUAAAUGUUUAUUCUCUAUUCUGUUUCUUUGCACUUAUAAUUUUAAAUGAAAUUGUUGAAGCAAGAACAAAUUGCGUGUGUUUUUACCGGAUAUAAAUAUCAAAGUUGUUAAUCUUUACAUUACAACAAUUGAUGUGUUAAUGGAAUGCAAUAAUUGAUUACAAAAAGAUUCCCGGCAAUAUUUACGUGAACUAACAGAUACAUAAUUUCAUACAAUUUGGUUUGUGAUGGAAGAGAAAGCAAGAAAGAAUGGCAGACAUGAAACAAAAGCUGAACAAGUCAUGGACACGGGAUAUGCCUGGAUAAUACUGUUAUGUUAAAUAUAAAAUUAUUUAUUACAUAAAAUCACUUACAUAUCCGGCCAUGUAUAUCUUCUCGUAAUCGUUUCUUAAAUAAAUUAAUAAUAUGUAAUAUAUGGCUGUUACUAAUUUCUUUAUUUUAAAACAGUAAACAACUGACAAAAGGAUGGAAAUCUAUAUUACCAGACAAUAUUUGAGUAUUAGAUACUUACGAUAUUUUAGAAAGAAUAAUACUGUCUAUAAAACUAAUCAUUAUGAUUAGAACUUGGGAUACCAAAAUAAAAAUGUAUAUAUUACAACAAACAACAGUGAAACACAAUACAAUCUGUUACUUUCCAAUUGUGUUACACAACAAAAUUACAUUUCACUAUUCUAACUUACUCACAUAGAUAAUGGUUUCGUAUUUACUAUUUUCAAAGCAGUUAUUAUCUUUAACUGUUGGAACUCAUGUGUCUCGGUGCUAUUUCGUAACUGAAAGCAUAUGUUCUUCUGUCUGUGUUCACCUACAUGUAUACCUUCAAAAUUAAUUAAAAUACUUGCUUCAAGACCACAUUAAUUCAUUUUGCAUCAAAUUAAAAAAGAAAAACUGACAACACGAUUUAACUAAAUACCUACAGCACCUACAUUAAGAUAAUCUUAUGAAAUUUAAAGUAAAGUCAUUAAUUACGAAUUAUUCAAUGGAUAUAUUCGAUGUAUAUACAUGUUACUGCCAUUUUCUUUUUACUUAUAGGAAGUGUUAUCAUUUACCUGCUUGGGAUUGGCUCUUUGAAAGCAUUUGGUGUGUUGUACACAGAGAUGUUGGAUCACUUCUCGGCAGGAUCUGGAAAUACAGCUUGGAUAGGAAGCAUAACCUGGUUUCUUGUACAUGUCCUUGCACCAUUGGCAAGUUUUCUAUGCAGAAGAUACUCCUUCCGAUUGGUUUCGCUUGUUGGUGGUUUAAUGGUUGGAUGUGGUUAUUUCUUGUCCGGAUUUGUUACUCUAAUUGAACUUAUGUACUUGACCUUUACGAUAAUUGGUAUAGGAAAUUGUUUGUCACACGUCUCAUCUGCCAUUAUUAUCAACUCAUAUUUCAAGAAAAGAAGAACUUUAGCAAAUGGUGUUAUGGCAUCAGUCGGAGGGGUAGCUGUUCUUUCGUUCCCAUCCCUUUACAGGUAUUUGAUUGACAAAUAUGGUCUAUCACAAGCACUUUGGGUGAUUGGUGCAUUCGUUUCAUUUGUGUGGCGAGCUGUUUAUUUCGGGAGCCAAAAAUAACAAGUCCAAGUAACAACGCACAGGCAAAAAUUGAAGACAGCAUUCCAGAUAAAACAGAUGAAAACCAUAAAAAUGUUGCAAUGCACUUAACCUUAAUUUUUGCUUGUUAAAGAACAGACGUUUCAUACUGUUACUUUUAGCUUUCACAAUCUGUUCAUUUGGCCACUUUACCAAUUACAUUCUAAUUCCUGCCCAUAUUAAAGCACUUGGGUAUAGUAACACUUACAUAACAAUAGGUGUAUCUAUAACUGGUGGUGCAGAAUUAAUCGCAAAGAUUGUUGUAGGAUGGUUUGAAGAUAUUAAUUAUAUUGAAAAGAAAUAUAUAUUCGUAGUUGGAGGAGUUUCUGCUUUGAUAUCACCACUGUUUGAUACUUUUACGUUUAUAGCAGCGUAUGCAGGAGUUGCGGCAUCGUUUCCAGCGUCUUAUAUUACCUUAAUACCAGUGUUAGCGAUUGAAAGAGCGGGCAUGGAAAAUUUCCCAGCAGCCUUCUCGAUCAUAUUGGUCUUUAUGUCAAUUCCGUCUUUGAUCUGCCAACCUAUAGCCGGUAGGUGCAACAUAUUUACCAAACACAUUUUCUUUUUCUUUUAUGCAUAAAUACUAGUUAAAAUGAAAUUUCCUUGAUAUCAACUUUAAUAUCAAAUCUGUUUUCCCCACUGGUAGCCCUCAAUUUAAGAGUUUUUCUCAUAAAUACAUGAAGUAUUGAGCAUGUCUCCAGUAGUUCAAAAAUCAACGUUUGUGAUGAUGUUAUCUAAUUCAU